Rhododendron vialii is the source of this 756-nucleotide messenger RNA. RefSeq lists its product as uncharacterized. The record is from RefSeq and is a predicted model, not a curated record. The transcript has 2 exons. Bases 1 to 756 code for a protein of 251 amino acids. Lineage: Eukaryota; Viridiplantae; Streptophyta; Magnoliopsida; Ericales; Ericaceae.
AUGGAUUACACAAAUAUUGGACUAAGGCACGGAUAUCUUAUUAUCUUUGAGGAGAUUCAAACCCUAUGCAGUUGGUUGAAUCUUGAACCACCACCGAUGCAGCAAAACUCCUUAUAUGUCAUGUCUCCUCUAGGAUAUAUCAGUCCGACUAAUAAAUCGUGUGAUAGAAUUUUCUCUGUCAAGUCAGCUUAUGGGCAAUGGGAACUGCAAAACCAUUCGAGCAGUGCAUUGCUGGGUUCUCUAUGGAAGAAUUUGGCCCCUCCUAAGGUGGUGAUCUUUGCUUGGGUGGCGGUAAAGGAAAGAGUAGCUACCAGGUCAGUCCUUCUCAGCAGAAACUUGAUCAAUGAGAUUCAAUUAGCUUUGUGCCCCCUAUGUUCCUUGCAUCUUGAAACCCAUCAGCACUUGUUUCUCCACUGUCAUUUCUCAUUGAAUGUUUGGUCGAUAAUCCUAGACUGGUGGAACAUCAAAUGGGUUUGCCCAAUCUUUGUACCAGAAUUAGCAAAUUGGUGGUUUACUAAUGGAUUUUAUAACUUGGAGAAACAUGUAUGGAAAGCUUGCUUCUAUGCAACGUUGUGGUCCAUUUGGUUGGUAAGAAACGACACUAUCUUCAACAACUCAACGAAACAAGCUUGGGAGGUGGGGGAUUCAGUCAAAACUAGAGUUGCGAUGUGGAUGAAGGUGAAGUACGACAUCAAGGUCUACAUUGUUGAGGAGUUCAAGAUCUUCUUAGAUGGUGUUCGAAAAUUGAGAUUGUAA